This is a messenger RNA of Syngnathus acus (greater pipefish), 3285 nucleotides long. It is a transcript of the gene gucy2g, whose product is annotated as guanylate cyclase 2g. The transcript has 22 exons. Bases 1 to 3285 code for a protein of 1094 amino acids. The record is from RefSeq and is a predicted model, not a curated record. NCBI's taxonomy places the organism in Eukaryota, Metazoa, Chordata, Actinopteri, Syngnathiformes, Syngnathidae. Gene Ontology annotation, molecular function: ATP binding; peptide receptor activity; guanylate cyclase activity. Gene Ontology annotation, cellular component: membrane. Gene Ontology annotation, biological process: receptor guanylyl cyclase signaling pathway; intracellular signal transduction; cGMP biosynthetic process.
AUGACGACGAGUAGAUCAUCCUCGGGUGUCACCCAGGUGCUCCACCUGAUGCUCGCCCUGACAGCCGGCGCCGGUCCCGGGUCGACCCCUCCCAAGCUGCUGAUCGGUUUCCAGGCUCCUUGGAACUUGUCGUACCCCUUCAGUGCGCAGCGGCUGGGAUCUGCGAUCCAGAUCGCCGUGGACAAGGUGAACACCAACCCGUCCUUCUUGGGAAACUACAGCUUGGGUUUCGUCUACAUGGACACAGCCUGCAGCCCCAAGUUGUCCUUAGGGGGCUUCAUUCAACAGGUGUGGAGGGACAACGUGUCCGCCGUCUUUGGUCCAGCGUGUCCUGAAGAAGCUGAGGUGACCGGCCUGAUGGCGUCGACGUGGAGCAUCCCGAUGUUCGGUUUUGUGGGACAAUCAUCCAAGAUGGAUGACGGCAAAGUGUACGACUCCUACAUCAACCUGGUGCCGCCGCUCAAGAGGAGCUCCGAAGUGCUGGUGAAGACCUUGGAGUUCUUCGGGUGGACGCACGUGGCCAUGAUUGGCGGCGGCUUGGACUCCAAUACGUGGGACAAAGUGGACGCGCUGUGGACGACGGUGGAGACGAUGCUGAGGUCAAAGUUCAAGUUGACGGCCGCCGUCCAAUUCGACACCAGCGACACACAACUGGUUUACCGCAACGUCAAGUACAUCGCAACUGUAGCCAGAGUGAUCGUGGUCCUGACCAAUAAGGAAGACUCGUCGGCGCUGCUGCUGGAGGCCGAGCGGCAAGGUUUGAUGGGCGGCGACUACGUGUUCUUCCUGGUGCAGCAUUUUGAGGACAACGUGUGGAAAUACUCAGUGGACGGCCAAAUGAACCUCCGAGCCUUCGACAUGACUUUCAUCAUUGGCCAGAAGUCGUACGACGGCUACGAGUACUAUGACUUCUUUGAGCAGGUGUAUGAGAGACUCAGAGGACCUCCAUUCCACAGCAACCUGACAUCUGAACGAGAGGUGAGCACCUACUCGGCCUACCUGCACGACGCCGUGCUGCUCUACGCCAUGGCUCUGAAGGAGGUCUUGAAAGAUGGCAAGGAUCCUCGCGACGGACGUCAAGUUCUGGAGAAACUGAACAACAAGAACAGCAUUCGCUUUCAUGGAGCUUCGGGACUGGUCCACUUUGACGAGGACGGGGAGAGGAACUUGGACUAUUCCAUUUACGACCUGCAGUACUCCAGGGACACCGCCGCGUUUGUCCCCGUCCUCCAUUUUGACAGCCACAGCAAAAGCAUACAGCCCACGCCCAUGUUCACCGCAGUGACCUGGCCCAAAGGACGACCUCCGGUGGACAACCCCGAAUGCGGCUUCAACAACGAACUUUGUGAAUGGCUGAGUAACGACAUGGCCCUUCUGGCUCUACUGGUCACGUUCCCCGUCGUCGGCGUGUUGGCCGUGCUGGGCCUCGGCGUCCUGGUGCUGCAGAAGUUGCGCUUACAGAGCAGCCUGGAGGACUCGCGUUGGUGGCUCAUCGACUACGGUGACAUCACCAUCGUCAGAGAGGCGUCGGGGGUCCAGGCCAGGUCACUGAGCACCACCAGGACUCUGAGUGGCAGUGGAGGUUCGCGUUCUACUUUGUCCAACAGGAGUUACUGCUUCAAGGAUAAAACCACCAUUGGACUCUACCAGGGGAAUUACGUGGCCAUUAAGUCCAUCAAGAGAGACGUUUGCGAGAAACUUCAGGGGGCCUCCAUCCUCACCGAAUUCAACGUGAUGAAGGAGAUGAAGCACGAGAACCUGGUCCAGUUCUUUGGUGCGUGCGUGGAGCCGCCAAAGGCCUGUCUGGUCAUGCAGUACUGCAGCAAAGGCAGCUUGAAGGACAUUUUGAAGGCUUCCGACGUGGAGCUGGAUGGGAUGUUCAAGCUUUCCUUUGCUUACGACAUCGUCAACGGAAUGGACUUCAUCCACAAGAGCAGGCUCAAGUUCCACGGAAACCUAAAGACCAGCACCUGCAUGGUGGACAGCCGGCUGCAGGUCAAACUCUCCGGGUUCGGACUGUGGGAGUUUAAAUAUGGCAGUGAAAGCAACCGGGGCCCGCCGGGAACUCCCAAAUAUGACGGGUUGUUUUGGACGGCUCCGGAGCUUUUGAGACAAAUCAACGCAGAUGUCAACGGGACCCCCAAAGGGGAUAUCUACAGCUUUGCUAUCAUCCUGUGGGAGCUCAUGUACAACUCCAAGGGCGGGCCAUUCCAUGAUUUCAACAUGGAGCCCAAAGAGAUCAUCAAUAGGCUGCGGGGGCCCAUCUGCGGCGAGCCCCUCAGACCGGCCCUGUCUGAACUGUGCGAUGAAAACAUCAACUCGCUGAUCAGGAUCUGCUGGAAUGAAAAUCCAGAACACCGACCACCGUUUAGGUCCAUUCUAAGACAGCUGAAGGAGGCCAGCCCGGAGAGCCAUUCAAACAUUCUUGACAACAUGGUGGAGAAGUUAGAAAAAUACGCCAAUCAUCUGGAGGAUGUGGUGGAGGAGAGGACCAAUCAACUGGUCGCCGAGAAGGCUCGCACAGACAAGCUUCUUUCCAGCAUGUUGCCGAGGUACAUCGCGGACGAGCUGAUGGCGGGGAAAUCAGUGGAGCCUCGUAGCUACGACGUGGUGAGCAUCUUCUUCUCCGACAUCGUGGGCUUCACCUCCAUGUGCGCCGUCAGCUCGGCCAUGGAGGUGGUCAUGUUCCUCAACGACCUCUACAGCCUCUUUGAUGACAUCAUCCGGAUGUACGACGUCUACAAGGUGGAGACCAUCGGCGACGCCUACAUGGUGGCCAGCGGUCUUCCCAUCACCAACGGCCAACAGCACGCCGUGGAGAUCGCCACCAUGGCCUUGCACUUCCUGAGCGCCAUCAAACGCUUCCGGAUUCGCCACAUGCCCACGGAGAGCUUGGCCAUCCGCACCGGCAUCCACUCAGGUCCAGUUGUUGCCGGCGUGGUCGGGAGCACGAUGCCUCGCUAUUGUUUGUUUGGCGAUACGGUCAACAUGGCUUCUCGAAUGGAGAGCAACAGUUUACCCUUAAAGAUUCACAUCUCGCAGUGCACCGCUGACAUUCUGGUCCAGGUGGGCUCAUUCGAGCUUGAGGAAAGGGGACAAAUCGAAAUGAAGGGUAAAGGCUGCCACAAGACCUACUGGCUGUUGAGCAAACAAGGUUUCGACCCUCCUCUACCCAGCCCUGCACAGGCGGACUCAAGCCUCCAGGUGGCAGCAGAGAAAACUGGAGUGUGCAGCCCCAAGAAACCUACCGGGGAGGACGUCAUCUUGGUUCCAGUGGACAUUUAA